This is a messenger RNA of Motacilla alba alba, 7115 nucleotides long. RefSeq names its product protein mono-ADP-ribosyltransferase PARP12-like. Bases 460 to 1365 code for a protein of 301 amino acids. NCBI's taxonomy places the organism in Eukaryota, Metazoa, Chordata, Aves, Passeriformes, Motacillidae. The transcript has 11 exons. Gene Ontology annotation, molecular function: NAD+ poly-ADP-ribosyltransferase activity. The record is from RefSeq and is a predicted model, not a curated record.
GAAUCCCCUUGAUCCCUGCCAAAGUACAAAGGUCGUCAGAGCUGGAUACAUGAUCAUUUCCAGUUUCUGUUUCAAUAUCGUGUUCAGAUUCUCCAGGCAACUCAGAGUAGCUCUGUCACAGACCCUUGGAAGAUGAACAACUGGCAGCUUUUGGCUAUGGAUCUGUGAUCCAUGAUAGGCAAUGUUGUAGGGGCAGUAAAUUGGUGAGAUACAUUAAAAAAGCGUUGUCUGGUUCCAAAACUGGGAGAUUAAACGAAGGGUGAAGCACAGCAGGCAGCAAAGUGAAGUCCCACGAGUUGGAGUUACUGGUGGCUAUCUGUUUAAUCUUCUUCUCUUUGUAGGUGCUGUGUAUAAGAUAGAGUGCAGAACGGAGACUUUGCUGGGCAGAGCAAGCAGCCAGGUGCCCAUCAGCUCUUCUGCACUUGUGUUGUCUCCUGACUCAUCUGUCUGCUCCUGAAAAUGGAGUAUGUCUGGUAUUGGCUCGACGAUUCCAAGCAGUGGAUUGAGUAUGGGAAAGAGCACCCAGAUCACAUCACUGCCACUGUAACAUCUGCAUUUCUGGAGAAUGAAUAUCAAGCUGACAAGAAUGGUGUUAUUUUCUUCAGGGCUGGUUCUCAGCAGUAUAAGUUAGACUUUGCAGACAUGGUCCAAACAAAUGUGCUCUUUAAAACUCAAAGAAUUGUUAUUCGACUGCCUAAACAGUCUGAAGAUGGACAAGAUGGAAGCCAAAACAUGACUCUAUCACAUCCUGUCUAUCCUCCACAGUGGGACAAAACUGCACUACCUGAUAUUGGGUACAAGUUGAUACAGCUCAGCAAUGAUUCCCAAGAAUAUACAAAAAUCAAGAGACUGUUUGAGAAGACAAUGAAAAAUUACUGCAUAAACCAACUGCAGAGGAUUCAGAACCCGACACUUUGGGACAUUUUUCAAUGGCAAAAAGAAAAGAUGAAGAAGCUUCAUCAAUUGAAAGGGGGCAACGAGAGGCUCCUGUUCCAUGGCACAAGUCCAUCCCAUGUGUCUGCCAUCUGUGAGCAGAACUUUGACUGGAGACUCUGUGGGACUCAUGGGACAAUGUAUGGAAAAGGAAGCUACUUUGCCAGAGAUGCCAGCUAUUCCCAUGAGUACUGCUCCUCUCUGGGUGGGCGCUACAGCAUGUUCGUAGCUCAGGUUCUUGUUGGAGACUUUGUGCGGGGGAACCCUGAGUACUGCCGCCCUCCACCCAGAGAGAAAAAUUCAAACAGACUUUAUGACAGCUGUGUGGAUGACCCGACAGACCCUUCCAUCUUUGUCAUCUUUGAGAAGCAACAAAUUUACCCUGCCUAUAUCUUGGAGUACAGCCUUGAGACCAGCUGUGUGGUCCUGUAAUGAAUGGUGGAAUGUCUUUUGAAUUCACACUGAAUAAAUUAGUCUCCAGUACAUUUUUUAAAAAUGUUUGUUCAAUUUUAGUUGCAGCUUUAGAACUCUUUGUAGUGCAGUGAACCAGUAUUAAUCCCCUGAUAGUCUGGGGGGCAUAGCUUUUUUGUUAGGGGCUAUUCUUUCCCCAGAGGCAGUGUCAAGCUUUAGCAUUCAGCACAUCUCUAGCCUGGAAUGGGUACGUACCUGCCUUGCAUACCAUGAUGCAGUGAGACCUGCUGAGUUGAAAUGACCUUGAUCCACUGAUAUGGUCACCUCGGGUUGAUUCCUGCCUGUGAUGGUGCUGAUAUGCCAAAGGGAGGCUGGGCAGGGAAUGUGGAAGAAGGAAAACUGAAAGUACCUACAUCAUGGUGCUCAAGAGAGGAAUCAUGGCCUGUCUUUGAAGUAAAUGGCAGGAAGCUUCUGCAUUCUGAAGGCUUUGUAAUUAAUGCUGGCAAAGAACUUUGCUUUGUUUCCUGGUCCCGUUGCUGGCAUUUCUUCUUACCUUGUUCUGCUGUGUCAAGUCUGCAUGUCUCUGUGACACCCUGUCCUUCCUGUGUUCCCACUGGAUUUAGGUCAAGAAAAGCAGGGAUAUGGCAGCUGCUGAAGUUAGAGCCCCACCAUGCCAUGACACCAGCAGUGAGGAAGUCCAUGGUGAGCUGAAAAAUGGCGCACAGCAGUGUCCCACCAGGGCUGUGGAGCCAGUUCCUGCAGCAGUGAGCAGUGAGACACAGGGGCUUUGUGAGGGCUGGCUGCUGGCAUGGCCACCUCCUUCCCACCCUGCAGGCUGGCACUGGUGGUGGCUGUUUUGGAUUGCCCCGCUGCUGCUUCUGCUGCCUGGAAGUUCUCUGGGGAAUGGAGAAGUGUCCCAGUGGUGUGUGCUUCAGCUAGGAUGGACGGUGGAGAAAGCUUGAAUUGUCAUCAUAGUACUUGAAAUUCGGUGGAUAAUGUGAUAACAUUUGGGAUGAAUGAUAGCAUGAAAACAAAAGUGAAUGUUGUAAGUUGUAAUUCAGCAGAGGAGUCACAAGUAGUUCACUUGUGUGUGCCAUAGCUGGGAGGAACCAAGAGGAGGGCUGUGUGUAGGAUCUCAUCAGCUUUCCUAAAGCUGCUAUCUUCAGGCACAAUCAGUGCCUUUAGAGAAUUUUGAAAGACAGGUGACUGCAGUAAGUCCCUAAGCUUCACUAAUUCAUGCAAUUCCACGUCUCACUGCUUUUGCAGAAGCCUAAAGGUUGUUCUUUUGCAAAUUAGUGAUCUAGUCUUGUCAGUCACAGGUAAGCAGAGAACUUUCCACACAGUCAGGAAGUAAAAAUGAAAGUCACUUAAAGUGACUUAAAGUGGAUGGGAAGGGACUGAACAGUGACCAUUUUCAGCUGUCACCCUACAUUCGUCCUUGCAACAUUCCAUAGAUUUCCUCCAUGGCUUCCUCAGCUUAAGGGGGUUUGGAUAUGCAGCCUUUGGGCAGGAUAGGGGCUGGGAGAUGGAGGGUUUAGGAAGAGUUUGCUAUUAUACAAAAUACUCUGUGGAAUGAUGCCUGUGUAUAAAUCAUCUUUCCCCAUUCUUCUCCUCUAUGACAGAAGAAACCACCCAUCAUGUGGGAGAAAGUUAUUUCCAGCAAGGUGGGCUUCAGAGUAUGAUUGCCAAAUUCAUCAGAGGCAGGAGAAGUCUCCAAACUGCUGUGCUUCUGCUUUAACCUCUACAGUCAGAGAAAGCAAUUCAGGCUGACCAGACUGGCAGGCACUCUCCAGUUUCAAACAGAUUAUUGGAAGUAUAAGAUCAACUUCAAAGGUGAAGUAUCUCUUUGCUUGAUCUCUAAUGCAGGUGGGAUGUGACUGGUGCCACAACAUAGCAUGUCCUGCGUAUCCUGCAUGGGCAAGGCUUGCAGGCCAGGACACAAGAGGCGGGAAAAGCUUUUCACUGAUUUUAAGCAGUCAGUGCUACAGCAGCAUGGAGGGGAGUGUGGAAAGAAGGGGAUUCUCCAUUAAGCAGGCACAGGAUAAGUGCAGAUGUUGGUGCAAGGAAGGAUACAGCUCAAGCAGAGGGAGGUGUGCAGGACGGGAGCUGAGGGUGGUUUUGGGAAGCUCCUAAGCACGGCUGCAAGACUGACUGUGCCGGGUCCCUUGAUCUUUUGGUCUGGAUAUCUCCAAGAAGUAAACUGCUCCUUGAAACAGGGCAAGACAAAGUGAUGAUCUGUUCUUCGGCUGUCAGGUCUUGAUGCGUGCGUUCAGAGUCAUCGCGAUUGACACUGAAAGAGGAGAUGGCACAUGACAAAAGGAGAAUACAAAUUAAGCGUGCCCCAAAAAGAACAAGGUGCUGCUCCUAUAACUUCUGCAGAUGUGGUGCCAUGGUUUCACAUUCAUCUGCACACUUUUGAAUUUCAAGUGGAUUCACAGAAAUACGAGAGACUUCAAAGCCAGUAGCAAAUGGAAGCAAAUUGAAACCCUACUUCAGCAGACGAGGAUUACAGAAUCUGCAGCCUCUGGAGGACUGGAAGCCUGACACUUUGGCAACAUUUCCAGCUGUUUGUGUCCACUUUACUUCAUUCCCCUGGGUGGCAGCGGAGCCAUUCAGAUACUGGCUGGCCCCCAUGCCGUUCUUGCAGCGUGUGGGUGGUUCCCCCUUGGCAGAAGGCAAACCCUCUUUGGCGCAGCCCCGAUCCCUGGCGCAUUCCUCGGGAGCCGACCGCUCCGAUUCCCUGAUUUACAAUGGAAAGAAAAAUAACCAAAUCCAAAAGUGGGAGGGGACAUGAAGUAAAAGGGUCGGGGCCCUAUAGAAUUAGAACUUGGUUUAUAGAAAAUUUAUGUUUUAAUUAGGAAAACCCAGCAACUGGGAAGAUUUUUAUUAUAAUGAUGGCUAUUAUAAACCUGGGGUUUACACUUGGGGUGCAUUCAAAUUUUGUUUUGUAAGUCUGGUUUUAUAUAAGCAGUUUUAAAAACCGAUUCUAUGACCUUUUUUAGGAAAAAAACCAGCAAGCCAUUUUAAGUUCGAGUUGUACAUAUGCUCCUUGUUGGUAGAACAACAUGAGUUGGGGGAAUGUUUUCUUUACUGUUUGGCUUCUUGCAGCUGUAAUGUUCUCAUUCACAAUGGUGAAGGCCAAUUUUUUUUUUUUCAUGACAUCUGAGAGGUUGAUUAACCACAGCCAGAGGGAGUGAGUGGACAGUUUCCCUAGAGUAUGGAAGACCUACAUUUAAUCCUGUCCUUGAACUGAACCUAAAGCUGCUUGUUUUGGGUACCUACCGCUAUCAUUUCACAAAUGGAGAGAGAACAGGAUAGGAUCACUUGGGCUCAAGGGAAGUAACCAGAGAUGCCAGUCCAUAUCUGAAGUUUUCCAAGGAACAAAACAGCACCAAAACGGAAUGUUCCUGGAAAAAAAGAAGUGGUUCCAGUUGGCAUGAGCAUUUUCUAGAAAUUCAGAAAAAGCAUUUAGACAAAACCCUGGGAGGUUAGCUCCUUGUUUUGAAGGUGUAAUGUGUGGUUUACACAUUUCCUUGUAUCUAACUUGGUUACAAUUGAACAGAGCAUGAGAAAUUAGUAGAUAGGGUUGAUUUAAUGGCCAGUGAUGGGAUGGGUAUAAUUGGUUAAAUUAAUUUUACCCCUCUGAAAAUGUUUCAGUACAUCUAAACAAGUGACCCCUUCAGUUCUCUGCAAACAGAUAUACUGCAUUUGUAGAAAAUGUGGUCUGCUUGCUGGCCAGUGUUUUGUCAGAAAAACUGCAGUCUGAGACCAAACCUUAGUGUUAUUGCUAAUGAGACUUAGAGUUCAGGGCUGCAGAAGAGCAUGAGAGAGCAAUAUUUGACCUGUGAUCGAUUUUCUUUAUCCCUGGAUGAGAUAUGACUAGCAUCUAGCAUAUUCUUUUAAAUCUCUUCUUUGGACACAUCAAGACAGUCUUGUAUUUCUGCAUUAGGUCCUGUUGUAGUAGCAAAGUUUCUUUUAAAUCUAUUUGAAGCACAGUGUUUUCAUGUAGGUAGAAAGAGCACAUGGAAAAGGGAAGCCUGGGCAGGAGGUGAAUGAGUGGUUCCUGUUCCACAAUAUGAAGCCAUCUGAUAUGCCUGCUGUCUGUAAGCAGAAUUUUGACUGAAGGAUCUCUGUGAGGCUCAUGGGAGACUAUGGAAAAGCUACAAGGGUGUGGGAUGUGUCUGCAUCAUCAUUCCUGGGGGGUUUCCAGAGUGCAGGGAAAAUGCUGUGCUUCCUACUGUGUGGGUCUGGUCCUAGAUCUUUUGUGAGCAAUAAAGCAACAAAAAUCAAUGUUGAAAGCUGCUAGAUCAGCUCUGUGUGUUGAUGCCUUAAAACAAGCUCAAGCAGAAACACCUGGCAAGGAUGGUUUUGGAGCUACCUGGGAAGGAGAGAGAAGAAGGUGCUUGUGGAGCAGCUUGUUAGCUGCCAAAAGGCUAAUAAUGGAUAUUUGUUGCUUUAGUUAGGUGCUUUCUUACCCAUGUUUUUAAAUGAUUCUUAGGAAGCUCCUUUGUUAGAGAUGCCACUUGUUCACAUCAACACUGUCCAGCCAGCACAGACCACCACAGCAUGUUUGUAAGUGAAGUUCUUGUUGGAGAUUUUGUUCAGAGAAACCAUGAGUACUAUUGCCUUCCAACCAGGCCUGAAAUUUCAGACUUUUGAACAGCUGUGUAGAUAAUGAAAGAAAUCCUUCCAUCUUUGUCAUCUUUGAGAAGCACUAGAUUUACCUGGCAUAUAUCUUGGAGGUUACGCAUUCAUCCUGAUAAAGAUGAUGUCAGAGGUAACAAUGUCUUGCCUAAAAAUAACACUUCAAGGUUCACCUUUUUUGAACUCUGUGUUGCAUAUAAGAACCUCUUGUCUGACAUUCAGCUAUACUGCAGCUGUUUCCCUUACAGGAAGGAAACUAAAAUAUAACUUAUGGAAUGGCUGGGAUCCACUAUGAGAGUUGUUUUCCUUCUAAACAGGCUGGUAGCAGUUAAAUCAUAAUAAAUGAUAUAACCAUCACAACGUGGUGAUGAUUUGGAUACAAGUGCAAUAUAGAUUUAAAUGUGCCUUGUGGUUAAUUUCUAAAACUAAUUGCUUCCAUGUAAGGUAUGGUACAUAAGUAGAUGAUUUUUAGGACAUACUUGGGGAAAUUAAUGUAGAAAUGGGGGAAAUAGAGUACAAAAAGCAUGUUUGAGGGGUGACUCUCUGGACUUGUUUUUCCAUGGAGAGAUCAUCAGCAUCUUGUCAGUGUAAGAAAAGUAGACAAUAGGCUCCGAGCUGUUUUUGUCCUGUGGUUUGGCUGCUUUGAAUUUUGUGGCAAGAAAAGGCUUUUAGAUCAUAUCCUAAAGGACUGUUACAUCAUGUUCCCUAAUUUCUCUGCUGUUCCCAUUUGGUUAUCUUGCAAUAAGAAUCAUAAGGGCUUCAAUUCAGAUGGAAAAAAAAUUAUUCCUGGAUAACAAAGAAGCAAAUGACACGUUGAUCUUCCUCAGUUUGCCUUGUCUAUUGAGCGUGUCUUGAAGUCAGAAUGAUGAGACUCAUCUUCACAUAACAUGUCUGAGAGAACGGGGAGAUGCCACAGCCUGUACUGCAGUCCUGUCAUACCACAAAUCAAAACAACAGUCAUUUCCCACUCUUCUAGGAAAGAGUGAAGUUGUUAUUUUGAGCUGUCAGUGCCCUCCUGAUCUGCAGGCUGGGCUGGGAUCUUAGCUUAAGGUACUUAGACAACCUCCCUCUCAAAAUAUGAAGGAUGAGUGCAAAACCUUCCUUGGAUUCACAGCAGGAUAUUCUAG